This is a messenger RNA of Dicentrarchus labrax (European seabass), 5342 nucleotides long. It is a transcript of the gene efnb2a, whose product is annotated as ephrin-B2a. Gene Ontology annotation, biological process: axon guidance; ephrin receptor signaling pathway; blood vessel morphogenesis. Gene Ontology annotation, molecular function: ephrin receptor binding. Lineage: Eukaryota; Metazoa; Chordata; Actinopteri; Moronidae. Gene Ontology annotation, cellular component: plasma membrane. The record is from RefSeq and is a predicted model, not a curated record. The transcript has 6 exons. Bases 666 to 1673 code for a protein of 335 amino acids.
GGUCCCUUGCAGUUACUUUCCAUCCAGGUUUCGGAGCAGCGCUGAGGCAUCACCCCUGCGUUGUCUGCGGGCGUUCGGGACGGAUCUGCAGGAGAAGAAAAAAAAAAACAGCCGCAAAGCGCUCGUUCUUUGGGGACCUCUAUUUGUUGCUCACCACCACCAGCUCCAGCUGAGAAGGGGAAUAUCUGAACCAUUCCACCACCAGCCAUCACUGUCCUUUUCUCUGCUGCUGCUGCUGCUGCUGCUCUGGAUUUUGGCGUGCACACUGCUGGACUAUAACGCAGGGGGAUUUAUAUUUGUAUUGAUUUCCAUCUGCCGCCCGGUCCACAGCGGACACCAGCACUUUUUUCUCUCUGAGGGAUGUAUUACAGCGGGUUGAAGUCUGCGCUCUGAACAGGGGAGAAUAUUAACGCACUGUCCGCUGAAUGAACUACAGCCGUGCGCCUUUGGCUUUUGGAGCAGGUCUCUCAUCUGGAGAUGCUCUCGUACGUCUGAUCGGGGUUUGUGAUUCGUGCGCAUCUCCUCUGGAUCGGGAUAUAAGGUGAAGAAAUUGCAUCCCUUUCUGGAGCGCUGGUCCUGAUUUUUUUUUUGUUUUUUUUUUCUGUGGACACAUUUGGUUCUUUUGAGAAGGGUUGUGCACCCACCCGGAGGCGCGCAGGCUAACCAUGGGGGACUCGAUGUGGAGAUAUUAUUUCGGAGUUUUGUUUAUUGCCUUCAAAGUGGACUUGUGCCGGGCGCUCAUCCUGGAGUCCAUCUACUGGAACACAACAAAUACCAAAUUCGUGCCAGGCCAAGGUGUGGUAUUGUACCCCCAGAUUGGGGAUAAGUUGGACAUUGUGUGCCCACGUGUGGACGGCGGGGUGCCUGAUGGCGUGGAGUAUUACAAGGUGUACAUGGUGCCCAGGGAGCAGCUGGAGAGCUGCACCAUAACCAAGGCCGACACGCCGCUCCUCAACUGUGUCAAGCCCGACCAGGAUGUCAAGUUCACCCUCAAGUUUCAGGAGUUCAGCCCCAAUCUGUGGGGCCUGGAGUUCUUCAGAGGGAGAGACUACUACAUCAUCUCUACAUCUAACGGCACCAUGGAGGGCAUCGACAACCAGGAGGGGGGAGUGUGCAAGACCAAGUCCAUGAAGAUAAUCAUGAAAGUGGGACAAAAUCCCUCUGACCCUAUUUCACCCAAAGACAACCCCACCAGAGUACCCUACCCUCCCAAGCACUCAGAUGGCAAGGACUCCCACAACCCCAACGACGUUCUGGAGAAACCAGGAGUAUCACCCAGAGAAAGCAACGAAAACGACAACGGUGGAAAAUCCUCCAGCGUCAUGGGCUCCGAGGUGGCCAUCGUCGUUAGCAUCGCGUCAGGCAGCGUCAUCUUCAUCAUCAUCAUCAUCAUGCUGGUCCUGUUGCUGCUCAAGUACAGGCGGCGGCACCGCAAGCACUCGCCGCAGCACGCGGCCACGCUGUCUCUAAGCACCUUGGCCACGCCCAAACGGAGCGGAGGCGGCGGGAACAAUAACGGCUCUGAACCCAGCGACAUCAUCAUCCCGCUCAGGACUGCUGACAGCGUCUUCUGCCCGCACUACGAGAAGGUCAGCGGCGACUACGGCCACCCGGUCUACAUAGUUCAGGAGAUGCCGCCUCAGAGCCCGGCCAACAUCUAUUACAAAGUCUGAGGUGGAACUUUUAAAAACAAGAGACAAACUGGAACAAUCCCCGGGCAGAGCGGGUUUUUGGUUUCGCCUGGCGCCGCCGGUACGCCCGCAAACACUCUCGCUCUUUCUCUCUCUGUGUCUCUCACUCUGUCGACUCCUCCUCCUCUCCUCUGAUGUUUUGUCACUAUUUUUUUUCUUUAUCAAAGUUUUGCUGAUACCUUGUCGCUCUGGUUUGGUCACAGUCGGUGCGGACGGUGGGUGGAGGGCCAGAGAGAAGGCUGCUGCUGCCACUGCUGCUGCGCUCUGGGGCUUUUGGGAAAUAGAGAGGACGAUCUCUUCUUUCCCCAAUGUUGCUCCCUGUUUUGUUUUGUGCACUGCGGCCAGCGUUUUAGGGGAACUGUUGUGGGAUCAGAAAGUUAGGCAGAUGCACAGCGUGUUGUUUCGUUUUCUCGGAUUGGACAGACAGACGGAUGUAUGGACGCGAAGGUUUCCUGUUAUGAGAGGAGGGGAAGAAAUUUUUGGCCUCACCUUUAAGAGAGACUACUGCUUGAAACAAGAGAGGGAAAGAGACAAAAAAAAAAACGAGUGAGGAGGAGAGGUAAAGGAGAAUAUGGGCUUACCAUGAACUCACAAAAUGGCUGCCCUCCCUCGAUGCUCACUAGCCGGAGAGACUCUGUGGAUUUACCAGCUGGACGAGGAAAAAGGAGAGAGAUUCUCACACCCAAUCCUCUCUGGGACUUUCCUGACUGACUCACGGAGAUCACCCAUUCACCCUGCCACCCACAUCCUCACCAUCAUAUAAACACACGUUCACCCACACGCACAGACACACUGUCUCACCGGUCAAUGUGAACUGUUUGGGUUUGAGUGUGGAUUACACCAUUUCUCCUCAUUCCCAGAUAUGUUUUCAGCAAAUCACUUCUUUCAGAUGUUACUUGAAGGUUUUAAAGAUAAAAAAAACAUUUUUGUACUGUCGACAUUUACUGCUCUUGUUUUUGGUCGUAUCUGGUUUUCAUAUCCUGGUGUAGUUCAAUUGCAGAUAGAGGUUUUCUUUUCCUUUAGUGACAUGUCAUAUCGUACGUGACGUUCAAACACAAGUGACCCAAACAGUGGCUAGAAGUGGCGAGAGUGUGAAACAAAGGAGUGAGGAUUUUUUUAAAUUUUGCCAGGUCUGCCCAGGUGGCUCCUGGGAAGAGUGGAGGACUUUCAUAUACAUAGAGCAGCACUUUUAACCCCUUUUUUGGUACCUCCACUCUUCGCAGUGGUCAGAGAGAGACACAGUGAUAGCUAGAGAUGGGAGAGCAGCUGUAUCCCGUCAGAUUUAGUAACGAGGGCUCACCUCAACUUCUCUAGAACCUGGGCUUUUCACAUGGGCAGGUUUUAGGGGCAAUAAAUCCAAUUCGCCUUACUGCCGUUUUUUUUCUGCAUCAGGUGAAAGAGAGGCCCGAGAUCUAGUUGAGGUUUGCAGAUGGCUGAAACAGCUCUAGGUACUGUUAUGUUUACCCCUAGGGGUCCAGUGAUGAUUAAGGGUGCCCAGAGGGCCCAAAAUCAGCGUGACCGGUGCUCUCCUAUUCUUGCUCAAAAAAAAAAAAAAAAAAAAGCACAGGGACAUCUAUUUACAUUGUCACUGUUUCUCAAUCUCCAUUAGCAUUUCCAUAUUGUGAGUUUUUCAUUUACUUCUCUUUUUUUUUUUUACAAAAUAGAUGUACAUUUAAAAAAAGGACAUUACAAAGAUGAAAAAUAAAAAAAUUAAAUAAAAAGCAGAAUUUAUUUAUGAUAGACACAUAGAGCACAGGUGUUGUCAGGCGGUAUGGAGAAGAAGAAGUAAUGUUAAUAUAUUAUGGUAUAAGUGCACAUUAUGCAAUCUAGGUUUUUGAUUAUUUGAUAUCUCUCCACCCACUGAGUCCCGUAUUUUCAUGAGCUCUCGUCCACUGACACAGGGCUCGGUCCUGGGAAGGAGGACCAGGGGAGGGCAGCCUGGGCCCCGGCCCUGAGGGGAGUAGAGUUAUCUGACCCAAAAUAGCUCACAUUGGUGUACACAAGGGCAGAGUAGCUGUGUCUCCCACACUCACUCAGUGUAGCAUCUCCCAAAGGUUAAAUCCCAUGAACACCCAGUGCCCCCGAUUCUCCUCAUACACACCCCUUCACGUUCUCUGUGCAUGUGUGUACGUGUGUGUGUGUGUGUGCGCGUGUUGAGCAAGUCUAUAUUUCAGUGACUUCACAUUCAUUAAUAUCUUUGGCUUAGGAUCACAAACGUGACUUAAGCAGCCCCCCGAGCAUGUAUCAGCCCAUCAUUAACAUUGUCAUUUGUUCAUAAAGAACAUGAAAUUUCACCGAAGAGCCAAGCCUUGUAUGAUCUGAGGUUUGUGCCUCUAAGAGGCUACAAAAUCUGCAAAUAUGCAAUUCUUAUUUAUUUUUUUAAUCAAUUCUGAGAAAAAAAAACACCUAUGGAAAGUGUUCUUAACCACUGAAAGAUGUAACAACAAACAAAUGACACAAAACUAGCAAAGUACGUCACACAAGCCUGCUGUUAGUUUUUGUUUCCUGCAUUAUUUGUAGUAUUAUUUUAACCUUUUCUGUUUUAACAAUGUGCCGUAGUACAAAGGUAAACUGUGAAAAACAAAACCAUUAAAAAGCAUAUAUAUCACACCUGAACAGGUAUUUAAGAAAAGAUGAAAAAAGACACACACACACACACAUACUACAAAGAAAUGGCUGUUUAGUUGCUGUCUGUCUGCGGCAGAAUAUGACAAUCUUAUUAGUUUCUUUGAAUCUGACGUCCUUUUCUUAGCUGCCACUAACUCUCUCCCAACAUUGACCGGGUUCGGCUCAACCUGUUAUGAAAUGUCGUAGCGAUGCUGUGAGAGUCUUAGCACACGGGCUAGGAGAAGCACCUCAGGCUACUGUAAAAUGCCUUGCUCGUAUGGUCAGCCCUUGGUCACUUGACUCAGUAAUUUUGCACCGUACUUCUGUAGGUAAGAAACUGUAAAUACAUUAAUGUUUGUAUUGUAUAUGGAUCCUGGGUUGUUACAAUAGCCUUAUUCACCUUUUUAGGAAAGUAAAUGGAAAAAAAAGUACAGAAAAAAUGGAAUACACUUCAGUAAAGCAGAGCAUACUACUUUUUUGGUAAAUAGCUUAUGUAAAUAUUGACCAGAACCCAAUAAAAACAUUUUUUAUAAACUCUUAAAGUAAGAUGUUUUGUAUAAAAUUUGAAUUUUUUGCUAUGUAUUUUAGCUAGCGCUCGAUGGAAAGCCCGUGUCCUCCCCACUCCCUCCCCUUUUGCACUGUUUCCAUGGUAAUUUGGUUUAAAAAAAAUGAGAGAAAAGUUGCCAAACCGACUGCUGCAUAUUUGUGCCAUAAGUGUGUACCAUAAAUAUUUAUUGAAUUAGUUUCUUUUUUUCCCUUUUUUUGUUCUGUUUAUGAUUUAAUUUCAGUCCAGUUUGUAAGUAACACAGUAUUAUAUUUGCAUUGUUUGUUCGUCUACCCCUGGUUUUCUUUAGUCAUGUCAUGGUUACCGGGUGGCUGUAGCCCUGUUCUCCCCCUUCCUUGCAGUAUGAGAUGGCCAGGCUGUGAAAAAUGGUUUUAACAUUCAAAAAUUUAAAACAAGUUCAAAGUGAGGAUAAAUGACACACAUUCCACCAGUCUGUUACAAACUGAAAAUGUUUUUCAAUAAAAUGUUUUUCCUAUGGA